AGAAUAUGUAAUAAGGGAUAAUUCAUGAAUGAUGGCGGAUUGGGUUGAAUUUUUCGCUCGAGAAACACCUCCUGGAAACUUGAAAGAAGUUAGAACUACUGUCGGCGAAUUUGCAGCAACACAAAGGGCAGCUGGAAGGGAUGUAGUCUUUGUGACGGUGAGUGGUUAAUCCAUUGACUUGAAGAAUUUGCCGAACGAAACCAGACUGUCCGGAAAUCUAUGCACAUAACACUCCCUAAUGUCGCACUAUUACGUUUAAAACAUGCAAGGACGCAGUAUAUAUUAUGAGUAAAAUCAGGUCGAGUGCCAGUAUGAAUCAUAAAAGUGCCAUUCGUGGUUUGGCACGCUGGAAUUGUUCUUUAAAGACAAUCUUUGUCGACACGAGUUCGACAUAAGCUAAUACAUUCUUUAAGUUUAAUAACCGUUCAUGGCGUUAGUUGAUUCACAGAUUAAUAGUUUUAUGCCACUUAGGCAAGAGUUGAAUUUUAAUGCUUCGAAACAUCACUUGAAAUUCAUGAGAUUCAAUCUCGGAUGUUUUCUUUUUAAGCACCCGAGAAUCUAAAAAUGUGCAGACUGGUAAUCGAGGAUGUAAUGUUUUAAUGCACAGCCUAGAUUUAUUUAAUCUUUUUAAACACAACGCUAAAUUUGCAUACUUUUCGAAUGGUUCCACUUCUGUAAUCACUAAUGGUUUAAAUGGCUUAUUGUUCUUUCAUCUGAAACCAUUCAAGUCUGUCGUUAUUUAACAGGGCAUUUGCAUAAAAAUUCGACUUAACGUUGAUUAUUCCCGUGACAGCCUCCGAUUUCGUUGUAAUGAACGAAGUAAUGUGUCAUGGGAUGUGCGGUUGACGAUGGAACUUGAUCUUUGAAAUCAUUAUAAAAGUUUACUUUUGACUGUUAGUUAGUUUCCAGUUUUCAAUGACCACCACACAAAGAAUAUUUUGUUAGUUGUAGUUCUCAAUAUAUGUUCUUGUCCUCAAAACAAGUUUAAUUAAGAAGCUUGUUAAAUUAGAUUGUUUUACCCAUCACGUACCACACUGAAAAUCAAUUGCAGAGUAUUGUUUUACAUUGAACAACAUACACACCUCGUGCAUUUGCAUACAGUACCUUUUUUUAUACAGUUCAUAAAUUAAGGGUUGUUAUUUAGUGAAAAGAUGUGAACAAGAAUAAAUGUAGCAGGCAUUCUGACAGACUCUAAACAUAUUAGGAAAUAUGCAGUAUUGUCCAGGAGGUGAAACAUAUGAGGAAAUAUGCAGAAUUGUCGAGGAGGUCUUAUGUGAGAAAAGGUCUAUUAUGCGACUAAUGAUGUGAUUUCUCUAUUGACUCUCGACACUAUUAUCAGACGAAUCACAAUAACGUAAUUCAGGAGCCCAUAACCCGGAGUGAGCAACUCCCAUACUAGGCCUAUGUCAGGGGCGUUUUUACGGACCAGUUUAUUUUUAGACACAUUUUAGGGAACUUUUCCCCCUCGAAAAUAGAAUCUCCACAAUGCUUAUGAGCGCAUUUGAAGUGCAGAAUAUCAAAAAGGAAGACUAAACGUUAUUAAAAGGCCAAAAAUAUCAGUUUUAGGUGUGUAGGAUUUGCUGGCUUGUUUGCGGAAUUCAAAAUUUGCGCCAAAACCGUUCUGAAAAUAAGUUGGUCCAUAAAAAUGCCGUGACAUGAGCACAUGGAAGUAGCUCCUCCGGGUUAUGGGCUUGACGUGCAUAAUUUAAAAGUUUCAGAAGCUUUGCGUGAUGUUAGGUAAUCAGAUGAGAAUUGUACGAGAUAGCUCUAAUUAAUGUCACAUUAGUGCUCCAAGCUAUACUUUUUUUCAAACUUGAUUUUUGGUGACCCAAAAGUAUCUAAUGGUUACCAGACAUAAAAUAUUGACCUAGAGAUGCAAAAGACAACAAAAAAGAUUAAGAACACUUGAAUUCCAGCUUGUCCUUUUGGGUAAGCAGCUCUCCCAUUUGGCCUUGAUUUCCACUGUCUCCAGAGUGCGAGCUCAUCUUCCUGAACAUCGGCUGGUAAAUUAUCGAGCCCUCUCUCGCAUUUUGCUUCCCCGGAACAUUUUGUAGCAUUUCUGAGGGCGCUUACCAUUCGUCAGAAUUGGAGAAUUAAUCAGGACUUUCUAGCCAGAUCAGUUCAUUCCUAAAUGGUGUUCAUAGCAGUGAUCGGUUGUCAUAAAAAUUUUGAGAACAGACUUGUAUCUCAUUUUCAAAAUGAACUCUCUGGUCAGCCAGUUCUGCCUUUAGAAGGCGAAGGUGCUCUUAGGUACUGAUUUGAGCUGAGGCAUCCUUGGAGACUGAAGGGUAGCUCAGCUGGAUGGAAAUCUUUAAAAAACGAACCCCUUCAUUCCAGUUCCACUGCUUUUAGUUUUAGAGAAGUUGACCUAAUACAGCUAAUUUUUAUUUCAUGCACCAAUGACAUGGGUAAAAAUUUGACAGAGUGUUUGAAUUUUUUAUUUUGCAGUCUGGAGGCACGCGUGUUCCUUUGGAGGCCAAUGCUGUUCGUUUUAUUGAUAACUUUAGCAAUGGAACCAGAGGAUCUGCCUCGGCAGAGUAUCCUUAUAAUUUUAUGUACAAAUAAAUUAUGAUAUGUAUGAUAUUAGUAGUCGGACCCUGCUCCAUCCUGCCAUAAGAUUUGCUUACGGGCGACUUAAAUUUAAAACAAGGAGCCUGCCUGGGCACCUAAAACUUAUGAUUUUUGUGGCUUCCAAUGAAGGAACAACAGAAUUCCCUGCUGAUUUCGCGCUUUUGAAACAAAGACGUAAAACAUGUGUUUGUUGACCGUAGGCAAAAAAUUUGCACUGAUAAAAGCGAAAAAACAAGCACAUUUCUGGUAACUUGAAACUCGGACGAAUUGAGUUUCGAGAGGUGAGAAUCGAGUUUUUGAGUAUCAUUCUGCAUACUUAUUUAAGUUUAUUGGGCUCCUAGAACUGUGGCUUGGGCUCCUAACGUUUUAUUUAGGUAGCAGCCCUGUUGGGUGGUCCUGCUCUGGAGAUAUAUUUCUUGCAUGUUUGGUUUUCCUCUAAUCCAAAGAUUGCUACCCUACAUUUAAUUUAAUCUUUUAUGUCAUUUAUCAUUCCUUGGUUAGCAUUAACCUACACAAUUCUUCUGAGACUUUGUGAAUUUUACCUCCUUGAUAUUUUUUCUAAGAUACUUUCUUCAGCAAGGUUAUGCUGUGAUAUUUCUACACAGGCAAGGUUCUCUACAGCCAUUCACGCGCAACUUCCCUUCACAUGAUAUUCUGGAUCUGCUUCAACUUAAAGACCUCCCAGAUGGAUCUAGCCAAAUUGAAGGUAAGGAAGAAAUUUACUGUUAGGAAAUAGGAAAUUCAAAGUGAUGCACAAAUCCUUGCUCUAGAGCGCCAACAAAGUGCUGGAAAUAAGUUUUCUUUAUUGAAAGCACAUGACUGGAUUAAUCACCAUUUUGGUGGGACAAAACAAAACUUAUGUUUUCUGACAUACAGCUAUUUUGAGAAAGGUUGUCGCAAAAAGCGCACGCAACAAUUUUGAAAGGUAUUUUGGGUGGUUUGGAGUUCACUGUUCUUCAAAGAAAUUUGAAAGAAUGGCUUGAGAGGCCAUAGACUUAUGUUUGCAAUUGCUAAAAAAGGAAAGCAGCAACAGAAGAUUUAACAGCUACAGUGCCAGAAACAACGUCUUGAUCAUAUCCCAUAUCACAUUUCAGGAUUGUCGUAUGCACAUUUUUUCUGACAAACUUUCUCUAGGAGCUUUAAUCAAGGAUGCAUUAUGCAGAGUGACCAACAUCUAUUUUCUCCUAAAGAUAUCAAUGCAUAAUCAAUAGAAAAGGUUAUAGAGAAUUCAUAAAAUGAUCACCAUCAAGGAAAAAUCCUUUGAUUUUUAAGCAAAUUAAUUCUUUUAACUAGUUCUUUAAGGAAAUAUAUUGAAAUUUAAGUAUUGAGAAUUUCUGUGUGGAUUUUGGAGCUUAAAGAACAUUGUGCAUCAUGUAGGCGAGAGAGUCAAAGGUAGACUCAUUACUGCCAAAUUUACUAACUCAGACUGUCCAACCAUCCUAAUCUCGUCAGGAUUCUCCCGAUCUUGCUUGAAAAUCCUGACUCCUGACCAAUAUGCAAUCGGGAUAGGAAAUAUCGUGAUUUUGACGUCUGUUUUGAUAUUAUCAAAUGAAUUCUUAGGGUAAAUACACAGGAACACUAGACUGAAACUGAUAAAAAAUAUACCACUUGAAAUAUAAAACAAAAUCAAGUACUUGUAUGUGAAAAUAGGCAUAAAAUAACAAUCGAUUUAGUGAACAUUUUGGAAAGAAAUUGCUCUCUCAGAACACAAAAAUAGCGUUUCGGAGCAUCAAAAUUAAGAAAUUUUUUGGGGUAGCAUGCCCCAUGGCACCCCUAGCAGCUCACACUCUAGGCGCUGACGUGAUUCAUUGGUUAGUAAAAAAUAGCCCAAUUUUACGUACUCGAAAGGUUGGACAGUCUGCUUACCUCAAGUUGGAGCCACUUUUUCUGUUUCAAACUCAUUAUUAUACAUUAUUACCACUCCCAAAAACAAAAGAAAAAUUUAAAGCAAGAAAAAUUUAAAGCAAGGAUAAAAUUGAAACACAACAUAUUUAAAAAAUGGCUUUAAAAUAAGACUGUCCUUUGUCGUAAACAUGGUAAUAAAAUUGAGGUUGUAGUCCUAAACAGGCUGCGUGUUUUUAGGAUUUUCUUGUCCUAAAACAGGGUCAAGGUUUCAGUGGCUCACCUACAGCAAAAUAGUGGUUUAGUACCUCUCUUCCCCCUGGGGGUGGGUGGGGUGGGACGGCAAAAAAGAGAGAGUUUCCAGUAUUUAGAUCACCAGAGGUUCAGCAUCUCUGCUUGUGUAUACAUCUAAUCACUUUGCUGAUUAUUAUAUUAUUUUUUUUGCUCACUAGUCAAUUCCCACAAACUUCCAAAACUGAUCCAAAUUCUCAAGGUUUACAGACAAGUAAGUAGAUGAUUUAGUGAACAAUUCCAGAAGUUCAAUACCAUGCGAGCAGAGGCUACAUUUUCGCUGUGUGAGCUGUUGUACGAAAAGUAGCCUCUGCUGACAACCGUUCAAAUCUGUCCAGAAAUCUGGACGAAUAAAUUAAAAACAGGUUUUUUUUUCUUGUUCUUAACCGGUUUAGAGCAUCGCGUGAGUCUUGUGUGAGUCUUGCGUAGCAGACCAGAGUUGUUGCAAUUUUUUAAUUCCCGAACAGACCUGACGAUUAAUUUUGCUUGCUAAUCACGUGAUGAAUUUCGCACAUGCACGAUAGAAAAUUGAACGGUUGUCAGCAGAGGCUACUUUUUGCACAUGCCAGUUCACACAGCGAAAAUGCAGCCUCUAUUCGCGGGGUAGAAGUUCAAUAUUACCCUGUCAUUAUAUUCGGGGCUGUCACUGAAAUUUAGGUACAUUCACUUUAUAGGUUGGAACUUGAACAGCUAGGAAGUUCUUUUGGUCCUUAAGUAGCCUGAGGAUCAUGUUCAUAGUAGCUGGGGGAAAUCCCUGACUUCCAGCUCUUACUAAUUGCUCUGAUAAUAAUGAUAUAUUACACUGUAACCGAUUAUUUUACUUGCAUUUUGCGUUGAAUAUGGAAAGUUGAUAUGACUCACUCACAAGUCCCUUUACUUGUCAAUGAUCACAGAUGGUUUUAAUUUGCUUUCAAGCAUGUUCUUGAUGACCACACAAGAUUUUCUAACAACACAUGAAUAGAAGUUUCUUGUGAAAAUACUAGUAAAAUGGGAGUCUUUAAUUUUGUCUGUUAGCUGUUUUUCCAACUCUUAAUGGAAAAUUCUAUCAAUUUAACAAGAUUUUUACUUGAACGUAUCAAAACAUUUUUUUGCAUAUUCAGGAUGUCAUAGUUCAUCUUUAAUGUUUCAUUUAAGGUACGAGCUGCAGGGACAUUACUCAUGAUUGAGUAUAACAGUCUAUCUGAGUAUUUAUUCCUUCUAAGGGGUGUGGCUGAAUCUCUUGCACCCCAUGGCCCCUCCAUCAUGUUGUAUUUGGCAGCUGCAGUUUCUGACUUUUAUGUUCCAUCCCAGGAUAUGGUAAGUUUGAAAAGUUAUACUCAACAUCUCCAGUUAAAUUCCGUUAUUUAGAGACUUUAGUAUACGACGGUGACAAUGGCGGUGGGGAUGCCAAAAAAGCAAUAGGGUUAACAAGCAAAAGAACAACUUCGCUGAACACUUUCUUGUACACUUGUUUGCCGUUCCUGCAGACCACUCUGUGAAAUCUGCAUAUGCAAGGAUGUAAACAGAUGACAACAAAUUUUUCUUUCUCUUUCUGAACUUGGGUGCAGUCCCUAAGAAUUCAACUCCAGGAAAAUUCACUUAAAUUUAACAUUUUAAGCUAGUUGGAAUAAGCCUUUGGGACAAAGUUUGAAAAAAUUUGAAUUUAUUUUAAUAGUAAACUAUAGUGAUGUUAUUCCCACUGUCGCUGUCGUCGAUGCUAAAGGUCCCUAUUGUGGACCCCAGGAACCUACAGUUUAUUGUCCUUCCCUCCUUGUCAGUCUUGCAAUCAUGAAGCAGUGCUGUUACUAGGUUUAUGCUACUACAAGAGAAAUUUCUGAAAUUUGAUUGGCUUAGAGCAGUGGUAUUUCAGCUUAAUUUGAAAUACCUACAUGUGAAAAUUACAAACCUUUUGCGGGUAGUAGUAUAAACAAAUAAUAGCAUGAUUUGUAUGUGAUAUUUUAAAGUUGUCUCAAACUUCACUCGCCUAACGGCUCAUGAAAUCACGCAUAACAAUAAUUUUGAAAUAUCACUCUCGUGGUAUUUAUGCCAAAUAUGACUACAACUCAUACUAAUUUGCUGGAUAUAUGCAAUUAGUGGGCAGGGAAUUGAACAGUAAGGAAGUUCUUCUGGUUCUAUUUCCCUUCUUUUCCCUUGGAAACUAGCCUGGCGUCAUGCUCGUAGCAGCCAGGGGAAAUCCCUGGUCACCAGCAUUAGUCACAUCCUUGUUGAAGAGUAAAAUUAAUAAUAUUCUUUAGAAACAUUUGCAUCAAGGGGUGGCAUAUGUGUAGACAUUUACACCAGUAUUGGUUGAUUUAAAGCAUUGUUGGCAGUAUUAAAGGAGGAAACUGUUCCCUCAGCAGUCCAUUGUCAUAGGGAUCGGUACUAAGUUGUCUGAUUGUUGGCAUCCACGCUUCAGGAAUCUCAAUUCCACUGUCCAUGUAGAUAUUGCUAGGGUGAAGUCAUGUCAUCAUGAAUAGCCUAUGUUGAGGGUCUUGGUCAAUACACAUACUACUUUUAUUUAGUAGUUUAACAUGAAUAUUUUUUAUUAUUAUGGGCAAAACCGACACAGCUCAUCUCAAUAUUCAGAGUAAGGUAACUCCCCCUUCAACAGACACUGAUCCCAGCGUUGUCCAUUAUCACAAACUAAAGUAAAAAUGCUGAAAGUAUGACAUCAGAUGUUUUCCAGGAGGUACAUCACGUGACUAAACUUGUUUUCACUGGUCAUUACAUUAGUUUUUGUCAAUCAGUGUGUAAAUUGUCAGAGCUUGAAAAAGGUCUUGUCUGUUAGUCUAGGACAAGUAGAUUUUCUAGCUGGGCAUGUUACUUUUAAAGAUUACUUGCCCGACUGGCAAGGGCCCAGGCAAAUCAUCUAGGGUGGGGUCUGGGGGAGAGUGGAAUAAUAGUCUCUGAUCUUGAAACUUUUUGGUUAUGCAUUAAUAUUAUUUCUUCACAGCUUUUGGUUGGUUGUUUCCUUAAGGUGUUCACCUUUGUGCUUAAAAAUACUUGGAGGUUACGUGACAUGAUUUUGUUGAAUGUCUUUUUUUCAUUAAAGCCAGAGCAUAAAAUACAGUCUGCUGAUGGCCCACUCCAGCUUCAGUUGGUGCAAGCUCCAAAAAUGAUGGCUCCUCUGGUUAAAGAAUGGAUUCCGCAAGCAUUCACUGUAUCAUUCAAGGUACAUUAAAGCUUGAAAGCUUUGCUUAUUAUUCUGUUUAUCUUCAUUGUUACGCUACCUUGAGAAAACAGCUGAUAUUUUACGAUGUCACCACCAGUUUCCCUGCAAAAUGACAUCUGAGAAAUGACUACAGAAAUUCUAUAUUGAUGAAGUGUCACAACCUGGGUAGUGCUUCUGAUUGGUUAAAAUUUAAUUUUCCUAUUUUUCAUUUUGCUGAGAAAUCAGUGGUUGCGAUGAAAAGCGUCAGCUCUUUUUCAGGCAAGCAUUGCAUCAGAGUGUACUAGUGAUAUCUUUUCUUUGACCUUCUUGACUGGCAGGUAAAAAACACAGGUCACAAGUGCAGGUCACUGCGCUAUUGAUUGAGACAAUGGCAUUCCCUUAAUUUAAAACAUCAGAUUGUGAUUAGGGCUAGGAGACACUUUCAUUGUUGCUUAUUUACUGUAUGUAGCAUGGUGACCUGCACUCUAACCUGUGUAGCCUGCGUAGCAGGCUUCGAAAGGAGUAGGGGGUAGGGGAUAGGGAGGAAGGGAAAAAGGGGAGGGGGAUUGGGGAGAGGGGGAGGGGACGCCUGCUCUAAGAACCCCCUUUUUGUUCAUAUCUGCGGACGCUGGCGUCCGCAAAUUCCUGAUUGGCUGAGCCGUAAUGAGUAACAUAUUGAAAUGCGCGUUUCACAAAUCAACAAACAGUCGAGAUGGCAGCGGUAGACGUGGAUGUCGUAGAGAGUGCUUUGAGAGAUGUGAAUUUAUCUAGUGGUAGAGAAACUGUUUUAAAACCAGAGCAAGAAUCAGCAGUAAGGGCUCUUUUAGCCGACAGAGAUGUUCUGGCGGUUUUGCGGACCGGAUACAGCAAGAGUUUAAUUUACCAAAUGUUUGUACGCGCGAAGAACUACGAGCUAAAUGGUAAUGCGGCGAUUCUCGUCAUUUCGCCACUGAAAAGUAUUAUCGAAGACCAGUUGCAGGAGAUGGAAUUGUUGGGCUACUCAGCGAAAGAUUUAGCCAAUUUAUCAAGGUUCUGCAAUUAUACUGAGCAAAUGUUAUUUUAGCCGCGUGUUUCACACUGAGAGGUCAUGACAUACAUAUCGAUUGACUGUAGUUAUUGUUUUCUGGUCGGCAGGAUUUGCCCUCUGAUGCAAGCGAAAUUUCUUUGACCUCUUUUGAAGUGUAAAGCUUUUUUUAUUACGGCUGAAUAAGGGUUCCAAUUUUCUUCAAAGUGCCUUCUGGAUCUGAAUAACUAAGCGAAUUUCUUUGGUCCAUGAGUGUAAUGCUUUUCUGCAAUGGCUAGUGUAGCGACAGUUGAUUGACAGUAAGCGUAAUCGGAUUAUUAGAAAAUUGGUAGGCGUUAUGCAAAAACAUAGGCUCUUAGAGCAGGCGCUCCCUUCCCUUUUCCCUUUCUCCCUCCCCCCUCCCCCUCCCCUUUUUGCGCCUGCCAUGCAGGCUAUAACCUGUGUGGCCUCUAACCUUGUGACCUGCGUUUCGAACCUGCUGUUUACUAACCCUUGCUAUUCAAUUCUCUUUGCAGUUAGAAACAGAUGUGAACAUUAUCUCCAAGAAAGCAAGACGUGCUUUAGCUAAAUACUCACACCAGGUGUGUUAAAAUCUUGUUUUGAAUUUAGGGUCUUGUUUUGAAUUUUGUGUCUGUGGCCAUAUAUGGAUCUGUUUUGUUUUUUUAUUAGCUCGGAAUUAGAUAAUCUGUGGAUGAUUGGGAACGAGCAUAAAAGUGAAUUUUGACGUUCUUUACCUCAUGUAUUUAAGACUUCGUAUAGUCUCCAAGACCACCCCAUGUCAGUUUGUGUUUACCUGGAGUGGGGAGGUUAAUAGUUGAUUUUUUUUUUGGUGGGGAGGAGGGGGGUGCAAAAGAGAGAGUUUUGGCAUCUCCUCUUGUGUGAAAGGGGAAGUUUCUCUAGAUAUGAAAUCUAUUCUCAUACCAAAACCAAUUAUUUCAUUGGUUACCAGGUGGUGGUGUCCAACAUCUUACAAACCCGCAAGAAAACUGUAGUGAUAAUCACCCCGACGCAAGAGACAGCCAUAUGGAUGUCAGAUUCGGAGCUGGAGACUGGCAAAGAAAUUGAAGAGAAGAUUGUGAUUGAUCUUAAGAAAAUGCAUCAACAGUUUCUAGCUUCAUCUGUGUUGCAAGGUACUUAAAGCUCUGUGUAAUAAAUUAAUCAUGUUACUUUUCUAAUAAAAAUCACAGUCAUUGUGUGAAGCACUGUAAUAUUGAUCUUUUUUGUAACUAAUUGAAGAAAAUUAAAUGUCAUGAAUGUCAGUUGUUGUCAUUAGUAGCUCUUGCCGUUGCACACCAACAUGUCCUGCCCUUAACCUGGUCUGCUGACAUAAAAUGUGCAGAACUAAAUGCUAAAAUGUAAGCCUACAUAUAUCUGAAAAAAAUGACAAAUAUUAUUCCUUGAAAGGUGUAAUAUUUGUCAUGAUCUUUUUUCUCUUCUGUAAAAUCAAAAAUUCAAGAUAAGAGAAAAUGCCAAAAUUAAAGGAAGGCAAAACCAACAGACUUUCAGAAUAAUCAUCUUUUCUCUCAGUUUUUUAUUUCUUUGUGACUAUAACUUAUUUAUUAAUAUUAUCAUUUUCUUUGUAUUAAUUCUCAUGAAGCAUUUGGAACUCCAUGGCUACUGGAUUUAUUAUGUAAACAUUGAGUUAUGUCAUCGGUAUGGGGUUUCUGUUGCUGAGUCAUGGACGUUCCUCCUCGUGGGGCGUCCCUGGUGGUGGGGAGUGGGGAAGAAUGUCUGUUUUUGCAGGCUUAUUAUAGUGUAGCUGUAAUUAUUAUAGAUUUUAUUUAUACUUGCUCGUAUUUGAAUGAGUUUUUGUAGCUCCUCAACAUAACUUGUUAAAAUAAAUGGUUGAUUGCUUGAUUGCGUUACAUCUUAUCAAACUCUCUCGCAAAAUCACUGUUAUGAACAUACACAGCACAAAUGUGGAAUUUCUCUAACAUUUCCAAAGUUAAGUUUAGUUUGGCGAAAGCAUCGUUUACUGCACUUUUCAAAAACAUGCAAACUCUCAUGUCGAAAAGCCAACAAACAUUUGUAUUCUUCACUGCUGUCAUUCAUCCUAGUGGACCUCUUAGGAAACACAAGUUCACUCUGCCGAGUUCAAAAGUUCAUAGUUUGCGAUUUAUGAUUGGUGCAUUUUGAUCUGCUUUGUAAGUUUCUGUGUUCCAAAGUUUGUUCCCUGUGAUCGUAAUUAUGAUUGACAGCAGCGAAAAAUACAACUGUAAGCUGUCUUUUGAAGUUCAGAGUUUGCAUGUUAUUGAAAAGUGCAGUUACUAAGCUGAACUCCACUAACACCCAGCUGAUUAUGUCAAAAUGCCUGGCAAUUAUUUUCAUAUUAGUGUUCAUUGUUUUGUCAAUUAAGGAACAGCUGAAAUCAUGAACUUGGUUGGCCUGUGCAUGGUUACUACUGUCAUGUGUGUCAUUUUCACCCAAGAUAGAGAAUGUCCCAAUACCAUCCCCUACAAAGGGUUAUCUGGCUUGAACAACCCCCAAUCCUUUUAAAAAUGUUUUCAACCCACUUGACUCAGUUCAAUUGUGACCCCUUUUACAUUGCCUAGACCCUUUUUAAUGCUGAUUAAUGGCACUUCCAUUCCAACACAAAUCCAGGUGUUCUUUUAUUUACUUUGCACUGCUGUUUUCACUCUGCUCUCAGAGAAGACUUCAUUUUUUGUGCACUGCAGAAAAUCUAUUAACCUCCAGAUUAGUUAGCCUAUAAUGAUUUUAAAGAAUUUUGAACCACCAUAAAUCCUUUUAAAAUUUAUGGGCUUGAAUCAAAUAAGCGCCCGGGGGGCUAAAUAGAGGAUUUAUGGUUCAUUCAGCUAGUAUGACCUUGACUAAUAAUGCUUGUAUUCCGAAAAAAUGGUUCCAAACAACAUAUCAUAUAUAGAUUUAGCCAUGGCUAAAAGCGAAGCUCUCGAUAAUAUUUAUAGUUUGCUCAAACAAAAUAAAAAUAAAAUAAAAUUGUGUGAUGCUAAGUGGUGAAGGUAAUGAGAAUGGUGAAAGCACAACAAUAGUUAAUUAGCAAAAAAGCAAUGUUGCACGCGCAGCACACUUUUUUUGAACGUUACUUUGCCGUUGUUUUGCACGACUACAAUGAGAAACUUCCCGGUUACACAUUUCAUGGAGGAAAUAACAUACGUGUUCUUGUUCACUUUUUUUUCACUGCCACUCAUUUUCACCUUGGUGGCCCGUAGCAUUUCUCAUUUUCUCACCACUGUUACAAAAUUUUCAUGUUGUUCUACCAACAAAAAUGUAUCCUUUUUUUUUCUGUUACUCUAGUUCUCUGUCGCUCUCAGUUUUCUCAUUGAGCUUCGCUGCCUGGUCGCCUACUUUCUCUUUUUUUCUGUCUUUUUCUUUCUCUAUAUUCCAAAUUUGUGGACAUAACAACUAUUCAAAGCUUAAAACUUUAGACAAGAGGGAUGCAGAAACAAUUUCUGUUUUCCAUUUUUUUCUUUAUUGACUCUUUAGUUGUCUCUUCUUCACAAUACACGGGUGGCUACGCGAUUCCCUGCCAAAAUAAGCUCGAGCUGCAUUUGGGUUGCCAUUUCUGUCGACUGUUGACUUAUUUUACAUUGGUAUGUCUGUGGUACGGACGGACAGUCGCUCAGUUGGGCAAUGUAUGGAUAGAUUUUCUUAGCUCUGGGGCUCUGCCUGCGUGGAGCUCUGCUAUUAAGCCUUUCCUAAAUUUUAGGAAAGGCUUGUUGGGGAGGACAUCAAGGUUGAAAAUAUGCAAAUUAUUUGGAUUUUUGUCACUUCUAAUGAUAAAAAAAAAAAACGUAAAAUGUUUUUUUUUGCUGUUAAUGUUGAUACAGGUAAUACGAGAUCAGUUAUGUUGACUGAUCAACUUUGUCAAAACAGCAAUCAGAUACCAGCCACAGUUCAGGUAAGUUGAAUCGUCUUAUAUAACAAGGAUGCAAAAUUAUUAAUCAUAACUAUUAAUAACAGAAUUCUGUGACUGGCUUUCAGCCAAUGUGACUGGCUUUCAGCUGUCCUGAUUUCAGCACUGAAAAUUAAGAGGGCAGUAUGAGUCAUGCCUAUACAUUGUAAGUAACUGGACUGCAAUACGUGUGUUUUAAAAGGCUGAAAAUAUCACUAACUUUGUUGUAGAUAUGAUAAAUUGUUAACAGAACUUAUCUGUGUCUUCCUUUUUCGGCUCCAGUCAUACCACUGAUUAAACAAAUGCGACUCCUGUGUGUUAAUCUUUCGUAUGAUUACAGACCAAAUUAGACUCCACUCAGUCCUUUUACCAUUAUUAAUAGUAAAAAAUACUAAUUCAAAGAACAUCAAAAUAAUUUUGUACCCUUGCUCUAGAGGUACAUCUUUGAAUAUCCUUGUCCUCUAUAAACUUCAGCCACACAUGAUUAUUUUGAUAAAGAGAUGGACUAUAUUUUUUUCUCUAUGCAUUGCCACUAACUAUCAGGCAUCCAGGGUAAAUACUUUGAUGUUUCAGUAUCUCAAUGCCAUUUCAGUUAUGUAUCCUUGUGUAAUAUGACUGUAUACAGGUAUAACAGCUACAGUAUGUGGUCUGGAAUAUGGAAGUCAUUACUAUGAUUGAAGUUAUGGUUGAAAAUAAUUUCAUAGGAAGAACAUUAUUUUAUCUUAACCCCUCUGGACCAUUUUCAGAGCCACUGACACCGCUGACUAGUGUGACUUUUUAGCAUGCCAUCUACUGGGGAAGUACAACCCUCCAAGUUGCGACCAUUUUGGUUGCUAUGGUGCCUAAAAUUUUGGAGUUGGCGACUUGAUUUGUAAAAAGGUCUCCCUAAAUCAAAAGAGUUGGUUGCCAAAUGGCGACCAAGCAAAAACUUUAACUUGGAGGGUUGAAGUAGGGAUGAGUAACUCAAUACUGGAAUGAAGAGAAAAUUAUAGAGGAAAUUGGAUUACAGUCAGCUGUGUCUAAGAUGGAUACCUUUGGGACUGACAGUAAGGGCACUUUCCAUGUGAGAACUGGGCAUUCAGACCAGUCAAUUUGUAAAGAGAAUUGCUCUAUUAAUCAUGAGUUUUCAGUCAGAUCAGUCUAAUGUUUUAUAAAUCAUAUGCUCGGCAACGGUGGGUUUUAGGGAAAAUUUGGGGGAAAGACCAAUAUUUUAUUUUCCAAUUUUCCAGUAAGGCUGGCCGGUUGUGAAUCUUGGAAAGUGACCUUAGUGUCCCUCUAAAAGAGGUGUCUGCCUUUCAGAGAAACAAAGAAGAAGACUGAUGAGAAAGGUGGCCCAUCCAUCUCUUAGGGCAGUGUCCAUCUUUUAAGAGAUGUCCAUUUAGAAAGCAUUGAAUGUGUCUUGAUAAAUCCACAGGUGGGCCACUUUAUAACAACUCAUAUUCAACCUCUGCCAGUUUCUCAAAGUGGAGAAGGUGUUAUCACGGGGUUCCCACCAUAUACCAUUUCCACCGCUUCUCUUGCCCUGCCACCUACAGCAGCUGUCCCUCAAAUCCAACAAGCAAAAGCAGAGGAGGCACCAUCAUCUCAAGAAAUUGCCCAAGGCACUGCUCCCGAGCUGUCCGAUUUGUCAAAUUCCUCAGCGCAGAUAUUUGGCACUCUUGCAGAUAGCUGUUUGACUGCAGACAUGAAGGCCUUUAUUGAAUCUUUUAGGGCAAGAAGGAUUGCACUGGGAUACACCCAGGAAGAUGUGGGUAAUGAAUUGUCACACACCAAUGGACAUUCUUCUUACAGUCAGUCAUUUAUCUCCAGAUUUGAAUCUAAGAAUCUUGGUCUAAAGGCAGCGGAGAAAAUGAAACCUGUUUUGCAAGAAUGGAUUGAACAAAAAGAAGCAGAGUGUGCCAAAGGAUUGCGAAUGUGCAAAAAGCGUAAAAGAAGGACCUCCUUCACUAACGAAACUCUCCAGUUUCUUAUUAAAACUUUUGAACAAAAUUCAAAGCCCACCAGUGCUGAAAUUGUGGACAUUGCUUCAAAAUUAGGUCUGGAACCUGUCACCGUACGAGUAUGGUUUUGUAACCGAAAACAGAUGAUGAAGCGCAUGGUGUCUGGAAAAGGUCGUGCUGUUCACUCACUCAAGGCUGAACUCGAUGCUAAGAAACAGGAAAGUCCAAGCACAGAGGACAGAGAAUCUCCAACUAAACUUGACUUUACCAACAUGCCAGUAGGACAGUUCUCAUUCACAGAAGACCGUGUAAAGGCCCUUGUAUGCCUGUCAUCUGAUGGAAGCCCAGUGAAAAGUUCCCACACAGCAGCAUCCACUACAGCUGUGAGCUAUGCUCAAGUGCAUGACGACAGUAUUGUUCACUCUGUUGCUGAAGCUGCUAACACAUCACCAGAGAAUGCUCAGCAUGUUGAGCAGAGAUCUGUAACAGAGGUGCCUUAUACUUAGUCAAAGUACAGAUUCCCUUGACCAAGCAGGCAAGGUUCUAUACUUGACAGUCUCAAAUGUAUGAUCUAAUGAAGAGACAAACUGUACACUUGAACAUUGCACAGACUGAAGUGUUUGUGCCAUUGAAAAUCUGCUAACAUUGGAGAGGUCCUACUAAACGUUGCUAUACUUAAGUACAUGAAAACUGUAUCAAAUUUGUAUUAAUUUAUUUUGCAAGGGCAAGAUUGAUGGCAAGUGGACUGAAAUUGUGUAAUUUCAACCUUGUUUCUAGAGUCUGUUUUCUCUUCCCCUCUGGAGAGAAAGAGGGAGAUGUGGGUGUGGGUGGAUUUUGGAAAGAGUGCUUCCUUAAUAUGCCCUUGUGUUUUGGCUGACUUAUCCAUACCGAACUCAACAAUUUAUUUUUUUAGAUCUUGUGAUUAAAUUAAUCAGCAGACUGUAGGGGGUUGUGCCAUCCUUGAAACCACUCAAUAAAAUCCAUUGGGAGUGUGUGACAUUCACGAAAAUUUGCACUUAGUUCAAGUUUCUUCAUGCAACCAGCCCUAGGAGCUUGAGGAAAGAAUGAUGAUGGUUCAAGGAUUAUGGAACUUCAACUUAGCAACCAUUCACUUUGCUUCCUCCAUAAAUAUUUCAGUUUCUUUCGAGGAGAAUUUAAUUGCUGAUCUCCAACCUCAACCUAAAAGUGCAUGCUAGCUAUGUUUAAGGCUUCGUCUGGUAAAGUCUUGCUGAGAGCCUUUUACCUAAUAUGACCACAGAGACCAGCUAGUACACAGUAUCACAUGAAGAUGCUGUUUUUUUAGACCUGCCUUGAUUAAAAUCAUGUAAAUAUAAAAAUCAUAAUGAUAAAAUACUGUUAGCAUAUAUACAAGGUGACACAAAAUCACUUGUCUGUGCAAGAAUGGUCUAAUUAACAGCCUUUUGGUUUGGUGGAAGAUCUGUUAAAAAUACAGUCAAGCCUCUGAAUAUCUCUUUUAAUUAUCCUGAUAAUAAAUGGACAGUUCUACAAGUGUAUGGCCCCAUGAAAGCUAAAAAAAAGGUUUUGACUGUACAGCGGUCAGAUCACUUUUUUUACAUGUAGUUUGACAGUACAUAUUUUAAUUGUUUUUGAUCUUAGAGUAAAAUUUAAUGAUAGACUGCCAGAAUUAGCUCGACAAGUUUUUUCAAGAGGGUGAGAAAAUCUUACUUAAUGUUGCAAGAUGUUUGUUUUCAAGUGAAUUCCACUUGUAGAGUGAUUUUUUUCAGCAGUACAUAAUAGACAAUGCUAAGUAUGUCAUGUAAAUUUACUUUAGAUUAAACAGGUCUAUGUACCUAAGAAAGUGCAGUCCAC
Molecule: messenger RNA, 16499 nt
Organism: Porites lobata
Lineage: Eukaryota; Metazoa; Cnidaria; Anthozoa; Scleractinia; Poritidae
Source: the annotation of a GenBank genome assembly